AGCUCUUCUCUUCUUCCGCAUUCUUACCGGCAAGCCAUGCCGAGUUCAUCUUUCUACAUGCUCCUUCUCCUCUCCUGGCUGACUCUCUCAUGCACUGUUACACUCUCGGACGUCGCGCACCAACUCAUACUGGUGAACAACUGCAACCACACCAUCUGGCCGGCGACUCUCGGCGGUGCCGGCCACGCGACCCCGCGAGACGGCGGCUUCCGCCUCGACUCCGGUGGAGAAUCCGUGGUCGACCUCCCCGAGCUGUGGUCUGGCAGAAUCUGGGCCCGGCAGGGGUGUGCCUUCGACGAGCACGGCAAGGGGGCCUGCAGCACGGGCGGCUGCGGUGGCGGGGUCCUCCGCUGCAGGGGCACGAGUGGUGAGCCGCCGGCAACAGUGGUGGAGAUGACGCUGGGCACGACGUUGUCGCCGCUCCACUUCUACGACGUGAGCCUGGUGGACGGGUUCAACCUGCCGGUGUCGGCGAGGCCCGUGGGCGGGAGCGGAGGGUGCGGGGUGGCAGCGUGCGAGGCGGACUUGAACGUGCUGUGCCCGGGGACGCUGGAGGUGAGAAGGGAGGGGAGGGUGGUGGCGUGCAAGAGCGCGUGCUUGGCGAUGGGAUCGGCCAAGUAUUGCUGCACCGGCAGGUUCGGGAGCCCGACGAAGUGUAAACCGACGUUGUUCGCGAAUCUGUUCAAGGCCAUGUGCCCCAAGGCGUAUAGUUAUGCGUUCGACGAUGCUAAGAGCUUGAACAAGUGCAGGGCUUCGAGGUACGUCAUCACUUUCUGUCCUCCACAGUGAAGUGAAGAAAGACGAAGAUGAACAUGAAGAUGAAGAUGACGAUGACGAUGACGAUGACGACGAAGACGAAGACGCAAUGUCCAGGCUUUUAUUUACUUUUUCUCUCGUCUGUUUGAGCGAUCUUUACUCUUUUUUCUUAUGUUUUAUGAUUUUCGUACUUUAUUUUGUGAAGAUAAGUGAGUGGGUCACGUAGCAAUACAAAGUUGGGAGAAUUUCUGAA
Molecule: messenger RNA, 1009 nt
Organism: Rhodamnia argentea
Lineage: Eukaryota; Viridiplantae; Streptophyta; Magnoliopsida; Myrtales; Myrtaceae
Product: thaumatin-like protein
Exons: 1
Coding region: 37-789 (250 amino acids)
Biological process (GO): defense response
Cellular component (GO): extracellular region
Source: RefSeq, a predicted model, not a curated record